AUUUAAUUUAAUAAUAUACCAUAGAACAUGAAGUGUAUGUUUAAAAGUUCUAUGCUUGUACGUAAUGUGUACAGUGUACACUCCUAACCUAAAUUGACUUUGAACCGUAGAUUUCUUGAAACAUUAACUAUACGCCAGAUUCUCAAUGUUUCUUUAAUACUAAAAAUGUGAGCGAGUGUCAAAAGAUUCAUACAGUAAUUGGUAUAUAAGUUCAGUUCAUGAUUUUUCCUUCACUAUUUGCAGGGAUAUUGUACCGAGACGUUCGGACAGGAAACAACAUAUUAGAUUUGGAGGGGGUGGGGUCAUAUCGUUAAAUGCAAUAGUGUAAAAUUGUACAAGACAUCAAGCUAAUAAUAUUAUGAGCUUGUAAGAAAUUAAUGAGGACUCGAGUGCAUUAUCGAGUAAAGAAAGGUGCGCUAUUAAAAUAUAAGUCAUGGCGCGACCUAUAAGUCCUAGCCAACAGAAAUUGGCUGAGAAACUGAUGAUUCUUAAUGACAGAGGUAUUGGCAUGCUAACUCGCAUUUAUAACAUUAAAAAAGCAUGUGGCGAUGCAAAAUCUAAACCUGGUUUUCUGUCGGAUAAAACACUUGAAUCGUCUAUAAAAACUAUAGUUAGAAAAUUUCCAAACAUUGAUAUUAAAAGCCUGCAAACAAUCACAAAUCUACGUAAUGAAAUCAUCAAGUCACUUUCACUGUAUUAUUAUACAUUUGUUGACUUGCUUGAUUUCAAGGAUAAUGUUUGCGAACUUCUAACAACAAUCGAUGCUUGUGGAGUAUAUAUGGACAUCACAGUAAAUUUUGAUUUAACAAAGGGCUACUUAGAUUUAGUUGUUAUUUAUGUAAGUUUAAUGAUUCUUCUAUCCAGAGUUGAAGAUCGUAAGGCUGUUCUUGGACUGUUUAACGCAGCCCAUGAAAUGGUACAUAGUCAAUCAGAUCCUAGUUUUCCUCGUCUUGGUCAAAUGAUUAUGGAUUACGAUGUACCGUUAAAAAAACUUUCUGAAGAAUUUGUACCUCACGCGAAACUUUUGAAGAAUGCUUUGAUUUCUUUAUGGCCUAUAUAUCCUGGUAGAAAUUCGUCGGCUGAUACUUGGAGAACCGAUCAAAAAUUAAGUUUGGUCGGUAGUCCGGGUCAAAUUUUGAAAGCAGCAGCAACGGAUACUAUGUCUUGUGAAACAUUAAGUUUGGACAGAAUCGAAAGGUGGAUCAUUUUAGGAUUCACGCUUUGUCAUAAUGUUCUUAAUCAAGAACAACCGAGUAAACUAUGGACCACAGCUUUAGAAUCUGGCUGGGUUUUGGCACUUUUUAGAGAUGAGGUUAUAUACAUACAUCAAUAUGUACAAUCAUAUUUUGAAAAUAUUAAAGGAUACGGAAAACGUGUAUCAGAAGUCAAAGAAUGUUAUAAUCAAGCUGUACAAAAAGCAGGAUACAAGCAUAGAGAAAGAAGAAAAUUCUUAAGAACAGCAUUAAAAGAAUUAGGUUUAAUUUUAACAGAUCAACCAGGACUUCUUGGUCCUAAGGUACUUCUUGUACUGAUGGGAUUAUCUCAUGCUAGAGAUGAAGUGUUAUGGCUUUUAAGGCAUGGAGAUAAUCCUCCAAAUCAAGGAAAAGGUAAAGGAAGAGGUGGCGAAGAUUUAGUUGAUAGACAGCUACCGGAAUUAUUAUUUCAUUGUGAAGAACUUAGAGCUUUAGUGAGAAAGUAUUCCCAGGUUUUACAGCGAUAUUACGUUCAGUUUUUAUCAGGCUUUGAUGCACCAGCAAUGCAUCAAAUAAUUCAGAAUCUUCCAAUUUGUCCAGAAGAAGAAGGUGCAAUAUUAAGUGAUAUAUGUUCAACUAUAGCAAAUUUAACGGUUAAGCAAGUAGAAGACAAUGAAUUAUUUGAUUUUCGACCAUUCAGACUCGAUUGGUUUCGAUUACAAGCAUAUUUAUCAAUUGCUAAAAGUAGUAUGAAAUUAGCGGAUAAUAGAGAAUUAGCAUCUUUCAUGGAUACAACUGUUUUUCAUACAAAAAUGGUUGAUAGUCUUGAUGACGUUUUGGUGGAAACGUCGGAUUUAUCUAUUUUUUGUUUUUAUAGUAAAAUUUUUGAAGAUCAAUUUCAUAUGUGCCUGGAAUUUCCAGCUCAAAAUCGUUAUAUCGUCGCUUUUCCACUUAUUUGCAGUCACUUUCAAAGUUGCACACAUGAAUUAUGUCCUGAAGAGCGACACCAUAUACGAGAGCGAAGCUUAUCAGUAGUAAAUAUGUUUCUUGAUGAAAUGGCUAGAGAAGCCAAAAAUAUUAUCACUACAAUUUGCGACAAACAAUGCAGUAUGAGUGACAAAUUACUGCCAAAACACUGUGCUGCAUUAAUUUCACAAGUCGUUAACAGAAAGAAAAAAGAUAAAAAUAAAAAGAAUCUCUUGGAAAUACGUAAACCAGGAUUUGAGAGUUACAGAAAAACUAGAGAAGAAUUAACAACAAUGGAUAAGCUACAUAUGGCUCUCACAGAAUUAUGUUAUGCCAUAAAUUAUUGUCCUACAAUUAAUGUUUGGGAAUAUACAUUUGCACCUAGAGAAUAUUUACAUCAACACCUUGAGACUCGAUUUGCUCGAUCUCUUGUUGGCAUGGUAAUGUUUGAUGCUGACACUAAUGUUAUUGCUAAACCAUCCGAAUUGUUUGUCAGUGUUAGAGCAUAUAUGAAUGUACUGCAAACUGUGGAAAACUACGUACACAUAGAUAUUACUAGAGUUUUUAAUAAUGCACUUCUCCAGCAAACCCAAGCUUUGGACAGUCACGGGGAAAAAACUAUAGCUGCAUUAUAUACGCAGUGGUAUUCAGAAGUUUUAUUAAGACGUGUUAGUGCUGGUAAUAUAUGUUACUCUCCUAAUCAAAGAUCCUUUGUUAGUUUGUCAGUUGAGGGAUCUAUUCCUUUUAAUGCUGAAGAAUUCUCUGAUAUAAAUGAACUUAGAGCACUCGCUGAACUUAUUGGACCAUACGGCAUGAAGAUGCUAAAUGAAACACUUAUGUGGCACAUAUCAAGUCAAGUACAGGAGUUAAAGAAACUCGUUGCUAGUAACAAGGAUAUUCUUAUCUCUCUCAGGACGAAUUUCGACAAACCUGAAGUGAUGAAAGAGCAAUUUAAGAAACUGCAACAUGUAGAUAAUGUUCUUCAACGAGUUACGAUUAUCGGUGUCAUUUUAAGUUUUCGACAAUUGGCGCAAAGCGCCCUAGUUGAUGUAUUAGAGGAGAGAAUACCAUUUUUGCUAAGCUCCAUUUUGGACUUUAGACACCAUCUUCCAGCUGGAGAUCCAAUGCGAGUUGUUUCAGAAAUGACAUCGGCAGCUGGUCUGACUUGCAAGGUUGACCCGACCUUAACUACAGCACUCAAGAGCCAGAAAGCUGAAGUUGAUGAAGAUGAGCACAUUUUAGUCUGCCUCCUCAUGGUAUUCGUGGCAGUUUCUAUUCCAAAACUGGCUCGCAAUGAAAAUUCCUUUUAUAGAGCUUCUCUCGAAGGUCACUCUAAUAAUAUUCACUGUAUGGCUACUGCAAUUAAUAAUGUAUUCGGUGCUCUUUUCACCAGCUGUGGACAAAAUGAUAUAGAGGACAGAAUGAAGGAAUUCUUGGCCCUGGCGUCCUCCAGUUUGCUUAGACUUGGCCAGGAAGCUGACAAAGAAGCAAUUCGAAACAGAGAAUCAGUCUAUCUAUUGCUUGAUCAAAUUGUACAAGAGUCUCCAUUUCUUACAAUGGAUUUACUUGAAAGCUGCUUCCCCUAUGCUCUUAUUCGUAAUGCCUAUCAUGAUGUCUAUAAACUAGAGCAUACCCAACCUUAGUUAGAAAAUAUUAUGAAUGCUGUGGUUAUAAUUCAUUGUUGUGAAAUUGGUAUGUUUUCAAAGAAUAAGUUGAUUUUAGUCUUAAUGGAGACGAACAAGUACCUAUGUGUAUGAAGCCAAA
This is a messenger RNA of Ceratosolen solmsi marchali, 3923 nucleotides long. It is a transcript of the gene Hem, whose product is annotated as Nck associated protein 1 Hem. Lineage: Eukaryota; Metazoa; Arthropoda; Insecta; Hymenoptera; Agaonidae. The coding region runs from base 434 to 3802 and encodes 1122 amino acids. Gene Ontology annotation, cellular component: SCAR complex. Gene Ontology annotation, biological process: cell projection assembly; cortical actin cytoskeleton organization; cell migration. The record is from RefSeq and is a predicted model, not a curated record. The transcript has 2 exons.